This is a messenger RNA of Iphiclides podalirius (scarce swallowtail), 1116 nucleotides long. The record is from the annotation of a GenBank genome assembly. NCBI's taxonomy places the organism in Eukaryota, Metazoa, Arthropoda, Insecta, Lepidoptera, Papilionidae.
AUGCAGAACGGGUACCAGGGCGUGUGUACUGCAGCCAGGAAUUGUAGGACGGGCGGUGGCAGAAACCGGGUGCAACCAUUAGUCUGCUCGGGAAGGGGAAGGGAGCGAACAGUCUGCUGCGUAAAUUGGUACCAGCCGCAGCCUACCACCAGCUUCACCACGUUCCCGCCAACACGGCCCACGCCCAGGCGCAGACCUGUGUACCCUCAGAGCUCCUGCGAGCCAGUCUCUCCGCAGCUGACGGCGCCAAAAAUCGGUCGCAAGGCUUGGGACAAAUGCGUGGAGUACCAAGAGAGGUUUGUGUACCCUUGCGUGAAGAGCGUCGACUUCUCGGACGACAUGGUGCGCGCCAGACGGUGCUAUCAUUCCACCGAGGACCUGGUGGUGGGAGGUCUGAACGCCUCCAAGAGGGAGUUCCCACACAUGGUGCUUCUUGGAUUCGGGAGCAGCCCGCAGACGGCGAGCUGGGCUUGCGGUGGCUCCAUCAUCAGCGAGCGCUUCAUACUCACAGCGGGCCAUUGCACAUCUAUGAACCGCACGUCCGUGGGCUUCGUCCUCCUCGGUGUCCUGGACAAGCGGCAGCGCGUGGACAUGUCCCAGGUGUACAGGAUCCGGCGAAUAAUCAAGCACCCGGGGUACAGGUCGCCCUCAAAGUACAACGACAUAGCGCUCCUCGAGACGGAAAACGACAUGAGGCUUAGCGAGGACGCGGUCCCAGCUUGCCUGCACAUAGACACGCGCGUCGACGACGAGCGGGCGAUCGCAACCGGUUGGGGCGCGACCGCAUACAAAGGCGACAACUCCGACUCCCUGCAGAAGGUCACCCUCAGGAGGUUCCCCGACCACGAGUGCAUGGCCAAGUACCCGCCCAAGCGCAACCUGGAGAACGGGUUCGACCCCAAGACCCAGCUGUGCUACGGCGACAGGUACGAGUCGAAGGACACCUGCCAGGGAGACAGCGGCGGUCCUCUCCAGCUCUCUGCUGGCCGCAUCAACUGCAUGUACACAAUAGUGGGGGUGACGUCAUUCGGCAACGAGUGUGGCUCCCCUGGCAUGCCAGGGGUGUACACCAGGGUCUCGGCCUACGUGUCCUGGAUUGAAGGCAUCGUCUGGAAU